AAUUAAAAAGAAUUUCCCCCCUUCCCUUUGCUUUUGGAGAAAUCUAGAAGAGGAGCGGAGCAAUUGAAGACCGAUUCUGCAGAUUGCCGAAUGGCCGUCGUCGUCGCCGCCGAGAAGAGGAGCGGAACAGUCCGCCGCGUCGCCCCGAGCAGUCGAGCACCACCUACCAGGCACCAGGUUUGGUUCUGCCGCAGUGAAUCUUUCUCUGCAUUAUGGAUGUCAUGAAGCUACUAAACGAUUACCCCUUUACUACACUAAAUGAUCUGGACAAGUUUUUCUUCAGUUGUGAUACUUCCAACGCGAGUGAUUGCUUUGCGUAUGCCCUGAAGUUUCUGGAAAAGUACCCCUAUGUUACAAUGCAAGAUGUGGAGAAGCAUAUAAUCCGUGGUAGCACUCUCUCGGUGAUUGAUACUAAAAUUUGUACUAUCAAUUCCAACCGAGAAAAAGAAAAACUUUUUGGCAGAGAACAUUUUGAAGCUGGGCCUUUGCUUCAUGUGCAUUCAGUACAUGUAAAACCAGAAGAUGCUAUAAAAGACAAACCACUCUCUGUAUAUGGUACGAUCCGGGUUAAGUAUGAACAUAUCAAGAGUGGAAAACCAAUGCAGCUUGAUGUUUACAACCGAAGUUCUGAUGAUGCCGACUACAUUAGCCCUAGAGGUGGUGAUUUAGCUCUUGGUUGGCCUAACACUUUCCCUAAUUGUAAUGAUAUGUGGGUGGGAUUGCAAGGAACAGGCAUAGAGGUGGAUCUCUAUCUCAAAAUUGGGGAUGAGGGUUUUGGGGUUGAUGAUAUUUUCAUUACUGUUGAUUCAGGAUUGCAUGAUGGGCGGAGUGAAUUUCACAAACACAAGGCAACGAAUGACAUGGAAAAAGUGGAGAUGGAAGCUGCCGAGUUAGAGCAACCAAAAGCAAAGCUGCUGCAUGAGGAUUGCAAGAUGAAUGGAGUGAUUUAGACGAAGAUACGGUGUUACCAUGCAGCUAUGUUUAUUGGGCCAAUCCUUGCUGAUGCACCCUAUCCUCCUUCCUAAACUUUGGGUUGACAUUUGCAUUUGUUUGGAUGUCAAGUAUUUGGUGACUUUGUAACUUAUGUUUUUUUACAAUGUGUUUUAAAUUUAUUUAUUGAGCCGGGGGUCUCUUGGAAACAGCCUCCCCACUUUCGAGUAGGGGUAAAGUCUGCGUACACACACCUUCCCCAGACCCUACCGUAGUGGGAAUCAACUGGGUUGUUAUUG
Cuscuta campestris is the source of this 1229-nucleotide messenger RNA. NCBI's taxonomy places the organism in Eukaryota, Viridiplantae, Streptophyta, Magnoliopsida, Solanales, Convolvulaceae. The record is from the annotation of a GenBank genome assembly.